Molecule: messenger RNA, 749 nt
Organism: Chenopodium quinoa (quinoa)
Lineage: Eukaryota; Viridiplantae; Streptophyta; Magnoliopsida; Caryophyllales; Amaranthaceae
Product: protein SAMBA-like
Exons: 3
Coding region: 112-402 (96 amino acids)
Biological process (GO): negative regulation of organ growth
Molecular function (GO): anaphase-promoting complex binding
Source: RefSeq, a predicted model, not a curated record
CUUGGGGCUCUCUGUACCCAAAAAAAAAAAAAAAAAAAAAAAACUCCAUAUUGUUUUUCCAAUAAACGAUCUCAAGAAGUUCUUAAGCAUUAUCUGUGGAUCUCAGAGGCAAUGUCGACGGCAGCGCUUCAAGGCGCCGGGAGCGGGAGCAGCAAUACCAGCAGCCACCACAACAAUAGCGGUGAUUUGGGUGUUGAUGAUUUUCACUUCUCCUCUUCUCAACUGCUCUCUCUCCUUGACUCCAAGGAAGACGCUUUCCAAGCACUAAAAGCUGAUUUGAUGGAUGCACUUAAUAAAGGAGUUAAGUCAUUAGAUGAGGAUAGUUGGAUGUUUGAUGGGCCUCGGUCUCGAAUCAACCUCAUAUCGAAGCCAGGUAGGUCCUUGGCAACGACGAAUGCCUAAUCUUUAAGUCACUGAAAGUUUGGACCGCAUUUAGUCAAGGUUUCCCAUUUCUCUUUGUUUGUAUACUGCUGCUACUGUAUUGUCUACUGUUGGGAAGCUUACCGACAAGGUCAUUGCCACUCAACUAUAAAAAACUCAAAGGAAGAGGAAUGGAUUGAUUGCUGAAUCAAAGCUUUGAAGAUAAAUAUAGAGCAUUUGUUGUUAAUUGUGGAAUCUAUAUAUUUAAGAACUGAAUUUUUUUAUUUAUAUUCUUGGGAAGCUUAAGCUUCCAUUAAUUGUACGAGACAGAAUCUCUGCUAGAAAUUACACAAAUUGCUUUAGCCUUCCUGUUUCUGCUGUUCUGCAUA